Molecule: messenger RNA, 5412 nt
Organism: Rotaria socialis
Lineage: Eukaryota; Metazoa; Rotifera; Eurotatoria; Philodinida; Philodinidae
Source: the annotation of a GenBank genome assembly
AUGGCUGCAAAAAGCAAAACGCUGGUAAAAUUAAAACCCAUCGUUGGUCGGCAAGAUGAGAAAAAAGUGAUUAACGUUACAAAAAAUAAUCCUCCUGUUUUUUCCAAUAAUCAACAAGUAUCAGAACCGAUUGCAGUCAAUACAGCUGAAUUUACUCGACUCACUGUUGGAGAUUUUACACGAGAUUUUUCUCAACAAACGUCACGACUUUUUAGAAUUUUCAUUAGUUCAACAUUUUCGGAUUUUAAAGUUGAACGCAAUGAACUCUAUCGACGAGUAUUUCCAUCAAUCAAACAACGAUGUGCACAACUUGGUUAUGAAUUUCAAGUUGUUGACAUGAGAUGGGGUGUCUCCGAUACAGCAGAUAGUGAUCAUACAGCUGAUAUAAUAUGUAUGGAUGAAAUCGAUCGAUGUAUUAAUCUGUCAGCUGGUCUGAAUUUUAUUUAUUUAAUUGGUAAUCGUUAUGGUUAUAUGUAUGUGCCAAUUGAUAUCGAUGAAGAUGAAUUUGAGGCAAUUCUUGCAGUUGCCAAUGAAGCCAACAUACCAAAUACUGAUCUUUUAAAAAAAUGGUUUCAACUUGAUAAGAAUUCAUCUCCAUCAAAAUAUGUUUAUGUUCCAAUUACAACUCAUUUUAAACGUUUUGAAGAAAAAUCCAAGGAACAACAACAAGAAAAACAACAAUGGCAAAUAGAAGAAAAGUCUCUAUUGAAAGCCUUGCGAGAAGCUGUUGAUUUAGCAUAUCAAAAGAAAAAAAUAUCUAAUCAACAAGCUACGAUCUAUUUUCAAUCAAUUACUGAACGAGAAAUACGCCGAGCAACAACAGAAACAAAUCGUUCGAAUGUUAUUGGUAUUGUUCGUGAUUUUUCAAAUCCAACAAUUGAAACGAGUGUUGACGAAAAAUUUUUUGAUUCAGUAAAAAACGAACGUAUUAUUAAUUCAAUAAAUCAAUUGAAAACAUACUGUGCCAAAAUAACACCCGUAAAACAAUUUAGAAAUUUUACUGUACCAUGGAAAUCUGGUGGCAUAGAUAUAAAAGAAGAAACAUCUCAUAGACAAUAUAUCGAUGAAUUGUGUACAUUUCUAACAUCAACUAUAAUGACAUUAGUUGAAAAUACUUGUCGUAUUAUGUUAAAUAAAACUCUUUCAACAUUUCAUGAAGAUCUUCUUCAUCAUGCAACAUUUGCUCAGGAGAAAACAAAAUUUUUUUUCGGUAGAGAAGAACUUCUGGAAAGUGUUCAUUCACGUAUUGAAUUAAAUCGUCGAAAUACAUCAACACCUAUUGCUUUUGUUGCUGAAUCGGGUUGUGGGAAAACAUCAUUUAUGGCACGUUUAGCUAAAGAAUUACGUAUUUGGUAUCCCGGAAGUGCUGUAUUUAUACGAUUUCUGGGUACAUCAGCACCAUCCACAAGUAUUGAAUUAGUCAUACGUUCUUUAUGUACACAAUUGGCAACAUUAUAUGGCCAUAAUGAUGAUGGCAAAAAUAAUAGUGAUAGCGAUGAAGAUAAUGAAUCUUCAACAUUUUCGUCCCUCGUUCGAAAAUUUCAUGAUAGAUUGAAAUUAGUAUCAAAAAAGCGUUCGAAAAUUAUUCGUAAGGAAGUUCGGCCAAAACCAUUAUUUAUUUUAUUGGAUGCUUUUGAUCAACUCGAAGAUACAUCUAAAUAUUCAUUUCAAUUUAAUUCAUGGUUAUUACGUUUUCUACCACGUGAUGUUCAUAUAUUUAUGUCAUUUAUACCAAAUAUUGAACGUUUUAAUAUAAAAGAUUUAUUUUUACAAUUUAUGCGCAAUGAUGAUUCAACAUUAUUUACUGUACCGCGUCUUCGUCCGAAUGAUUGUGAAGAUAUAAUUCGAAGUUCUUUACAAGUACAUAAUCGACAGUUAACAUCCGAACAAUAUAUAUAUUUAUUAACAACUGUAGAACAAAAUCCAAAACCUUUAUAUUUAAAAUUAUUAAUAGAUAUUGCAAGACGAUGGACAUAUUUUCCAAAACAAUCAACACAAACAACUUUAUCAUUACCUGAAACAAUUGAAGAUGCUGUCGAACAAUUAUUUGCUCGUCUAGAAAAUCGUCAUGGUAAAGAAUUUGUUCAAUAUUCACUUGCCUAUUUAGUUUAUGGUUUAAAUGGUAUAUCAGAAAGUGAAUUAGAAGAUUGUCUAUCAAUAAAUGAUACUGUUCUAAACGAAAUCUAUGCACAUCAUGAUCCACCUAUUCCAAAUGCAAUUCAUGUUCCAUCACUUCUUUGUCAAUCAUUACUCUAUUCGAUAAAAGAAUAUUUAAGUCGUAAACGUAUUCAUGAUAAACAUAUUCUAUCGUUUUAUCAUCGAAAAUUUUCUGAAUCAACAAGAAAACGUUAUAAACAUUUACGUGAACAAUGCCAUGAACAUCUUAUUGAAGUCUAUUGUAAUGAUCAAUCAUCAUAUAAACGUACAAUAGUAUUAAAACAACGAAAUAAUAAAAUUAUCGACGAUGCUGAUCGUCUGAUUAAUUCUCAAAUAACAAAUAAACUUAAUAAAAGAAAAUUAAUAGCACUUCCCUAUCACUGCUUAGAAUUUGGCACAGAAAAAGAUCAUUUAUUACGAUCAAUAUGUUUAUUUAAUUUAAAUUUUCUUUCAUGCCAAUUACAAAGUCUUGGUCAUACAAUAUUUCUUGAUUCGAUUCGAUAUUGUUUACGUUUACGAAAGGAUUGGGUUGAUUUAAAACGUCUUUAUCGAGCUGUAUGGUCAAUUGAUGAUGAAUCUAUCAAAGAUGCUGAUGUUUCAUUGAUACUCUCUGAACAAAUACUUGGUUUUAUUGACGAUUAUCAUACAAGUCAAUUAUAUGAUGAAUUAAAUGAUUCCGAUAAAAAUAAUGAUCUUGAAAAACUUCUGAUCGAUUGUCGAAAAUACUGUGAUGAACAUGAUAAUUCUUUUCGUUCUGUAUAUGCUGGUUUCCCACAAGAAACAGGUGCAUUAGCAUGGAGUUUUUCACCUAUAACACAUGUUUUAUUUCUAAAUGAAUUUUACACACUUGUUGUUCUUGGUAGAUAUCAAGAUGACGAUAAAAAUCAUUUUAUUGAAACGUAUACAGUUGCUAUGAUUAAUAUGCAAACAGGAAAAGUCGAUAAAAUAGUUUUGGGUGAAAAUUUUAAUAAAAUUUGGGAUGGAUAUAUAACUAAAAAUGGAAAUAAAGUAUAUCUAUUUGGAGUUGAAGGUGUAAAAACAUUUAGUAGUCGAACAGGUGACAUGCUAAGUGAAAGAACAUUAUCAUGGGAUAACAAAUCGUUUUGUAAUAAAGCUUAUUGUAUGACAACUAAUGAAGAGUGUUUAGUGGUGGCCAAUGAAUUUCGUGUUAUAGCGCUGGACGAAGUUGAUGAGGACGCAAUUUAUCGAAGUAGUCGCAUACCAAUAAAAGCUGCAUCGUUACAAAUAGAAAACAGUGCAAAUGUUGAUGUUUGUGUGAGAUUUGUUGGUGCUAACGAUGAUUAUAUUCUUUGUCUAAUAUUUGAUGAGAAUGAUCAUGUACUUAUUUCACUGUGGUCAUUACAUGAACAUGAUGAAAUCUUGCCAAUGCGUUUUACUUUGAUUUAUCACAAUGAAUCGUCACUGGAUCUAUUUGAUUUACCAGCAAAUAAUAGUGAACACUUAUAUAUUGCAAGUACCGAUGGAGAUUUUCGAAUGUUAGAUUUGUUCAAAAUCAAACCUAAAACGAAAGUACUAGCUUUAUCUACUGAUGAUACGGCACAACAAUCAAACGUUUUACAAAAUAAAAAAUUAGAUCAUCUAGUUUGUUUAUCUGAUGAUAUGAUUGCUAUAUCGACAAUUGAACAUAUGAACUUUUUUGAUCGAAAAAAUCUUUCGAUUAUUCUAAAAAAAAUUGAUCUUAAUGAAACACUAUUCAAUUGGCAUAUGAUUAAUCAAGAUGAUAAUAAUAAAAUAUUAAUCACUAUUGAUUCAAGUCAAACAUUUAUUAAAAUGUAUCGCCAAGAGAACAAUGAUCUAUCAACAUUGAAUCCAAUGAAAAUUAAUUUUCGUUCAAACGUUCAAUAUAUUCAAUUGAUUCAAACAACAACUAUCAUGGAUAACGAUGAAAAGAAACGAACCUAUAUUUUAAUUCUUCUUGGUGAUAAAACAAUACAAUUACUCGAUACAAAUCAAUUAUCACAAACAAGUUUACAACCCAAAGGAUUAUUUACUCGAAUUAAAAAUUAUAAUAUCAGUAAUACAUGUAUUAGUGCGUGUGAAUAUGAUUUAAAUUGUCCAUUAGUAAUGCAGUCUUCCAAUAAUCGAACGCUAACAUCUGAAUUAUUAUAUUCAUUUAAAAAUAUGAAUAUUGAACAUAUUACUAUGUUAAACAAUGGACAAUAUUAUGUUGUUGUUAACAGUGAAUAUAUUGUUUAUAUUUAUUCAUUACAUAAUCUUGAUCGUUCAAUUUUUGAAUAUAAUCUUAAAAUUAAAUCUCAAUCAAAAUUCUUUUCAUUUCAAACAUACGAUUCAAAUAUAAUUAUAUUUAUGUUUAUCAAUCAAUUUAUUGUUUUACAAUUAAAAUUCUAUGAUAUAGAAAAUAUAUUUCGAGUUCAAUGGGAACAAAUUUUGUCUAUUCCUAUUCGUGACGCAGAAUAUUCUCUUGAAUUUACACCCACUAAACGAUUUCUUAUUCUCAAACAAUCAUUAAAUCUUGAAAAUGAUCCUAAUCUUCAUGAUUUUCGUAUUUUUUCUUGUGAUAAUCAAUUUAAAAUCUCACCUUUUACAGAACCUAUUACAUAUAUUAAAUCAAAAAUAGUAUCUAAGGGUAAAAUUACUGCAUUUAUGAGUUGUGUAUCCUUGUAUACUCGGCCUGUACUCUGGUUAGCCUAUCAAGGUACAAUAUUGCAUGUUCGUCUGCCAUCGCAUUUAGCUGAACUUGAAAUACGUUCUGAUUAUCAUAGUUGGAUGCGUCAUUCUCUGGCAAUAUAUGGAAAAACCACAGAAAAAUCUAGUUUAUCAAUUACAAUAACAAGUUUAGCCGUAAAAUUACCAAAUGAUUCAUGUGUAGCAUCGGGUGCAACUGAUGGAUCGAUCAUUUUGUGGCAUUUGGCAGACAAAUGUGCUCAUGAUGUAUUGGACUCGAUUCAUAUGGACCAGAUAACUUGUCUUAAAUUCGAUAUUAAUACCAGUCGAUUAUUUUCAUCGUCACUCGAUCGUACAAUUGCUAUAUGGUCACCGAUUACCUUACUUCAUGUUCUUCAAGUACAUAUACCUAUUCAGAGGAUAGAUCUUUUUUCUAUUUCUAAUAUUCUUCUUGCUGGUGGUAAAUUCUGGGGAUUUGGUCGACUCAUGAUGUUCUAUGUUGGAAAUUAUUUGCAACAAUCACCAUCUAUACAACAGAACAGUACUAAAAAACAUUAUCAGAGCGUGCCAAGUGUGCAAGCAUCUGAAUUAGCAAGUUGGGCUUUCUAG